AUGAGUGCCCAGGGCUGCCCCUUGCAGCUGCUCCUGCUGCUCCUGAUCGGUGAGUCGGCUCUGGAUGCUCAUUUGAGGACCACGGUCACCCCACACAGUACCAACUACUCUCUGGAAGGAGGGCCAAAUACCACCGCCCUGGAGCAUGAAGUGGAGACCCCAAAACUCAUGAUGAUGCACCCCAUGGACUAUCAGGCGUAUAAAGAUGCCUGGUAUAGAAGCAAUGCCAAAGUGUGCUGGAACAGGUUUGUUCAGCAGAUGGCCAACGUCAGCGGCAUGCACUUGUGCGAAUGGAGCGUUAUCAGCAGGCCAUACACCACCUUGAGACAUUGCCUGGAAGAUUGGGCAGACAGAUUGGAGUACGGCUACCCCAACGCCUUGGCAGAGAAUUACACCGUCUGCAGCCACCGUAUGUACUUUCUCAAUUGCACUCUGGGGCGCCCACUCCUCCUGGACCCCCCUGAAAACGUCCUGCUGACCCUGAUUAUCACCCCCAUCUGCCUUAUUCCUUUCUUGGUCACCCUGGUCGUGCUGAAGAGCAAGGAUGGCGAGAUGCAGGCGUGA
Euleptes europaea (tarantolino) is the source of this 564-nucleotide messenger RNA. It is a transcript of the gene RAMP2, whose product is annotated as receptor activity modifying protein 2. Bases 1 to 564 code for a protein of 187 amino acids. The transcript has 4 exons. Gene Ontology annotation, biological process: receptor internalization; G protein-coupled receptor signaling pathway; regulation of G protein-coupled receptor signaling pathway. Gene Ontology annotation, molecular function: coreceptor activity. The record is from RefSeq and is a predicted model, not a curated record. Gene Ontology annotation, cellular component: membrane; signaling receptor complex; cell surface. NCBI's taxonomy places the organism in Eukaryota, Metazoa, Chordata, Lepidosauria, Squamata, Sphaerodactylidae.